AUGGGCUCUCAUUUGUCCAAAACUGGUGACACUAAUCCUAAUAUCACAAGAAGUGACGCGAAGUCCAAGUCUGUCAACAUCAAUAGCCGCCGCAGAAGUUCUGUCGAUUCUGUCGCCACUCCUGAGUACAUCACUUCCACUACCAUUAAAGCCAUCGGAGGUAACACAGAGACUAAACAGCAAACAGUUGGUCACAGAAGUGAUCAGAAGAUCGCAAUACCCGCUGAGAUAGUGGUCGUGUCGGACGGAUCCGUGAACCAAGACAUCCAACAGACCUUCACUUUUCCGCCAUCUUUUAAGCCAUUGAUUCCCAUCGGACACGAGUCGUUAUCCCACUCUUACCCACAAUUAAAGCCCAAAUAUGUCAUCAAUUUUGGUCUUAUUGUCGAAAAGCAUUUGAAAAAUAAGUCUGAGUUUGUGUCCAAAGAGCAGCAAAAACUUGUGGAUCAGAUCCGAGACGUGGACUCAAUAGUGUCUUAUAUAUCCAAUCAGUUUAUUAUCGAAAGACAGAAACGAUUGAUAAAAGUGUCCGAAAAUCUAUCGAAAAUUGAUGAGAUCUCGACUCUAAUCGAAAAGUGCGACAAAGAUAUCGACAAUUGUGUCGAGAAUUUGCAAAAACUGAACCAAUUUUUGCCCAAAUCUUUGGCGUUAGAAAAGUUUGAGUUCAAGACAACUCAUUAA
This is a messenger RNA of Oppiella nova, 681 nucleotides long. Lineage: Eukaryota; Metazoa; Arthropoda; Arachnida; Sarcoptiformes; Oppiidae. The record is from the annotation of a GenBank genome assembly.